GAUUUAUUUCCCCAUCUUGUAACACGUUAAAAAAAAGCUCUUAAAGCGAUCAGCCUAUCACAUGUUCAUUGUCUAGUCUUAAUAUAUUAUUCCCUUUUUCUAAAUUUGAACAUGCAGCAUUGUAUCUAUAAUAUUUUUUAUGGUAAAAAUCAAUGGACAGCUCACAAUGAAAAUCCAUGAUGAUGCACCCUUAGCGAAGAUCAUGCAUGGUCCGAUCAGUAAACGUCUAUCCUUCACGCCGCGUUUGUAAAUAAUGACUCAUCAUAUCAUAUUCUCAUAAUAACUCCAACGCCGAAUCGUACUUUGUUUCAAAUAGUUUACAUCAUACUCGUUAAUGAUCUCAAUUAACUGGUAUCGGUCGAGGUAAAAUUGAAAAAGGUUGAGCUCGAGGCUGCUUUAGAGACACUAUCAUUGCUCUUACAUCAAACUGUUCCCAUUCUCCUUUUGUUAGCUUUAAUUUUCAUCUUUAAUUAUCUUGGCCUAUUUUUCCUUCUCUCUCCUCAAAGGGAGUUCGAUUGUUUUGAAGUUAUUCGUGAGGUUUGGUCAACUUUUUGUGGCUGAAACAAAACCAAAUAAGAAAUGAUAAUUUUAAGAAAAUAAGAAAUUAGAGAGGAAAGUAGUGUGUUUCAAAAAAAAAAAAAAGAGAGGAAAGUAGUGUACGUGCACCAACUUAAUGCUCAUGCUUUAAAAUUUAUUAUAGCUAGAGACGCACAUAAAACUAUUGUUUAGCAUUUUACUUUAGUUGAUGCAUUGCAUCAAAAUCUAAAUUAUUGGCAUCUGAAUUACUAUCUCUUAUAUGAAACGCUUUUAUUUUUAUUCUGUGCGGAUGGAUGUGAUAUUAGUAAAGGUGUUGCAUUGCGUUAACAUAUCUAAAGCAGCCAAUCAUGUUUUUCUUAAUGAUGGAAAUGAAUGUUAAUGACCCAAAGGCAAACAUGACAUGUUUACAUGCUUUUGGCUCCCAAUCAUUCCCUUCAUUUUAAAAGACUGGACAAUAUCAUUCUAACAAAGACACUCUCGAGUUUCUUUCUACUUGCUUUAUUAUAGACUAUUCUUCUCAACCAAGCUAUGUAGUUAUAAGGUGAAUAGAAAUGUAAGAAGUAAAAUUUUGUCUACGGUUUUCACCAACACGAUAACCAACCACUUGAUUGAUUUGUUUAUUUUUCAGUGGCAAUAUAAAGUAAACGAUAUGAUAUCAAUUUUCAUAGAGGAGAACCGGAACCCAAAUAUGAUAUUUGAAAUGUCUACGAUGUAUCGUGCUAUGGUACAAUUUCUCAAGUAGUCUGUAUAUACCAUACGAACCAAACUCAUAUGUAUAUGUAGCUACGUUUUUGUUAUAUAUUGAAUAUACUGGCAUUUGGCCUAAAUCAAAGUUCAAAAUGUUAAUUAGCAAAUUAGUGUGGAUAAGUUUAAGAAAAUCAAACCAUAAAUCUUCAAAAGAAAAUAUCGGGUUUCAAUAUUAUUUAAAGAACGUGCUCUUGGAGUUUGGAUGUUGGAACCUAAGUACUCAAUGCAUAUAUAUAUAUAUAUAAAGAACAUGCUUGUCUACUUCUUUUGGAAAUCAUUAUUGCAAAAUGCUUAAGACUUAUGAGAAAUUAUAUAUAUAUAUAUAUAUAUAACAAUUAGCCAAAUUGUUAAAUAUUUAGGAAAGGACAAUGUACACCUUUGGUAUAUUCACGAGAAAUCAAACAACAACUCAUACGUACCAAAAUUUAUUUGACAAAUUGGAAACCAAAGGAGAGGUUAGUUUCUUUUUUGACACGGUGGAUUGAAAUAAAUUAAUGUUUAUUUGCUGAGUAUUCAAAAAAUGUGGUAGAAGAGGUAUAUCUGGGCUAGAGAGAAUAUCAGAAUAACAAUAAAGAAAGCAAAAAUCUUUGAGAACAUCAAGAUUUAAAGUUUUCAGUUUCUAUCUUAAAAACAUCAAUUUUCAUCUUUCAAACCAAAUCCAAGUUUACAAAUCUUUCCUCGCUUUACUCUAAAAUACAGCUUUCACAUAUCGAUAAAGCUACAUCAAAAUCUUUCUCUCUUUAAAUAACAUUGAACCCUUUAGUAUGUAAAAUUCCUCACAAACCCUAAUAAAAAGUAAACAAACAUCAUUCCAUGAUAACAUCACUACCCAGUGGCCAGUAUUUAUACCACCUUAUGUGUAAGCCCACAUGCCCCAAAAACUUAACUAAUUUAAGCUUCGUAUACUCCAUAUCACAUUUAUUUUGGGGGAGUGAGUUGAUUCAUUAAGUCUUGGAUUUUGGGGGCUCUGAGUUUUCCUGAGAGAAGUCAUUAUGUCUUUAAUGGGGUUUGUUGGAAAGAUGUGUCAGUGACAUGAAGAAGACGAACAACAACAAUAAGCUUGCAAUAAAUGUUUGGCCUUCACCAAACACCACACACAAAUAGCGUUUUUCAUACCCUUCAAAAAAAAGUCACUACAGUGAAAACGAGGAGAUUCCUCAGCCAUUACAAUGUCUUCUUAUUUGAUCUUCACUUUCAUCAUCUUACUCUGCCUCCUCUCUUCUUCCUUCUCCUCCUCUGCUUCUCUACAUAACGCCACAAACGAAAGUGUGACUUUCCGGCCUCAACAUGAGAUACAGAAGCUGAAACUCAUCAGAGAACACCUCCAAAAGAUCAAUAAACCCGCCAUUAAGACCAUUCAGAGCUCAGAUGGAGAUAUAAUAGAUUGUGUUCCAUCUCAUCACCAGCCAGCUUUUGAUCAUCCCUUGUUACAAGGACAAAGACCAAUGGAUCCACCAGAGAUGCCCAAAGGGCAGAGCCAAGAAAAUGAAUCCCAUGAAGAUUUUCAGCUUUGGAGUUUAACCGGUGAGUUUUGUCCAGAAGGUACGAUUCCGAUCAGAAGAACAACGGAGCAAGACAUGUUCAGAGCAAGUUCUGUCCUUAAAUUUGGUCGCAAAAUAAGGCGCGUGAGAAGGGACUCGAGUAGUAACGGCCACGAGCAUGCGGUGGGAUACGUAUCGGGAAGUAAAUACUACGGAGCAAAAGCGAAUGUAAAUGUGUGGACGCCACAUGUAAGCAGCAAAUACGAGUUUAGUCUAUCUCAGAUUUGGGUCAUCGCCGGUUCUUUCGCCGACGAUCUUAAUACCAUCGAAGCUGGUUGGCAGGUUAGCCCGGAGCUGUACGGAGACACUAACCCAAGAUUCUUCACCUAUUGGACGUCGGAUGCGUACCAGGCAACAGGAUGCUAUAACUUAUUGUGUUCUGGUUUCAUUCAGACAAACAAUCGAAUUGCGAUCGGAGCUGCUAUUUCUCCGGUUUCGUCAUAUAAAGGUGGACAAUUCGAUAUAAGUCUACUGAUAUGGAAGGACCCAAAACACGGACACUGGUGGCUCCAAUUCGGCUCAGGUACACUAGUUGGGUAUUGGCCCGUAUCUUUGUUCACACACCUGAUGGAGCAUGGGAACAUGGUCCAAUUCGGUGGGGAGAUCGUGAACACACAACCUGAUGGUUCACAUACUUCGACUCAGAUGGGAAGUGGCCAUUUUGCCGGUGAAGGUUUUGGAAAAGCAUCGUACUUUAGGAAUCUUGAGGUGGUAGAUUGGGACAAUACACUUAUACCGAUAUCUAAUCUUAGAGUUCUUGCGGAUCAUCCUAAUUGUUAUGACAUAAGAGGGGGAGUAAACCGGGUUUGGGGUAACUAUUUUUAUUAUGGAGGACCUGGUAAAAACUCGAAAUGCCCAUAAAGAAAACAAAAAAAAGAAGUAAAUUGUGUGUUUACACUUUUCAGCAUACGUAGAUGAGAUUUUUUGGGGAUUGAGGGCUCGGGACAAAGAUCCGGAGAUUUUUUUUAAAAAAAUAUGUGUUUCAAAAGAAAUGUACCGAUUGAUUAAUGUUAUCAAGUGUGAAUUGUUACAUUAACAUGAACGUGAAUUUUACGCAUAGC
This is a messenger RNA of Brassica rapa (field mustard), 3886 nucleotides long. RefSeq lists its product as uncharacterized. The record is from RefSeq and is a predicted model, not a curated record. Lineage: Eukaryota; Viridiplantae; Streptophyta; Magnoliopsida; Brassicales; Brassicaceae.